CUCCCCGAUUCUUUGUUUAAGCAAUCGGCUUGUUGCAGAAGACAAGAAGAAGAAGAAGAAGAAGAAGAAGAAGGACCACCAAUCGUCUCUCCCCUCGGAAGGAAAAGAAAAAUCCUGAAAACUUAAAUUCAUCAGAGAAGUACUUGUUCAGAUUUUGUUGGUUACACUCCCUUUUGUGAUCAAUGGACUCGUUUCGAUCGAAGAAACGUACCUGAAGUGAAGUAGUAUUCACCCAUUUUUGAGCGAGUGAAGAAGGGUUAUUCCGCAACUACAAAUGCAGGCCUCCCAGGGACCUCAAUCGUCGUCUAGCAGUGUACAGAGGUUUUACCAUCAGCCUCAGCAGUAUUAUGCCGCUUUCCAUGUUUUGAACAACGAUGUUUCGAAUGAGAGUGGUAGUGUAGGGGAACAAGGCUUUUUCCAGGCCCAAAACGAGCAGUUCUUCACUUUGGAUUCAGCGCCUGCUGGAAUUGAUUCCGUGUAUUAUGAUUCGCCCCCUGCUGCCAGUGUUUCUUCCAAUCGGAGCGCGUUUUCUCCCCAAUGCUCUCAGUCGUAUAUGUCGGAUAAUACUACUUGUGGUUCGCCUUUAAGCGGGUGUUCUGGCGUUGUUGAUGGGAAUGAACUGAGGCAUGUGUUGCGAGAAUUGGAGAAUAAAUUGCUCGGUCCCGAAUCUGAAAUUGACGAUAACUAUAGUUGCUCGUUUAGUGAUGCGGUCCCGAAGUCUUCUUCGGUGAUGAAGUGGAAGAGAAUGCUGGAGAUAGCCCCGAGUUUGGACACGAAAGAGCUCCUCUUUGCCUGUGCUGAGGCAGUGUCGGAUGCGGAUAUAUCAACCGCAGAAGUUUUGAUGAAUGUGUUGGAGAAAAGGGUGUCGGUGUCCGGGGAUCCUAUGCAGAGGCUAAGUGCGUAUAUGUUGGAAGGGCUUCGAGCACGGAUAUUGGCCUCGGGAAGCAUAAUCUACAAGAAGUUGAAGUGCAAAGAACCGAGUAGCUCUGAGUUGCUGUCUUAUAUGCAAGUUCUUUAUAACAUCUGCCCCUACUUCAAAUUCGCUUACAUGUCUUCCAAUGUUGUGAUCAAAGAGGCGAUGAUGAACGAGAACCGAAUCCACAUCGUUGAUUUCCAGGUUGCCCAAGGAAGUCAGUGGAUGUUCCUCAUAAAGUCUCUUGCAGAUCGACCCGGGGGACCCCCGUUGAUGCUCCGCAUCACGGGUGUCGAUGAUUCCCAAUCGGCUCAUGCUCGGGGCGGAGGACUUCAACUGGUUGGGGAAAGGUUAGCGAAAUUCGCAAAGGAAUGUGGUGUGCCCUUUGAAUUCCACUCUGCAGGUAUAUCUGGCUCCGAGGUUGAACUCGAGAACCUCUGGGUUCAACCCGGGGAAGCACUCGCGGUUAACUUCCCUUACAUGUUACAUCACAUGCCCGACGAGAGUGUGAGCACCAUGAAUCACCGAGACCGGUUAUUGAGACUAGUAAAGAGUCUUUCCCCCAAAAUUGUCACCGUUAUCGAGCAAGAAUCCAACACCAACACCACUCCUUUCCUUCCGAGGUUCCGCGAAACCUUAGACUACUACACAGCAAUGUUCGAGUCAAUAGACGCAGCUCGCCCGAGAGACGACAGACAGCGCAUCAGUGCAGAGGAGCAUUGCGUUGCCCGGGAUAUCGUCAACAUAAUAGCAUGCGAGGGGGCUGAUCGAGUGGAAAGACACGAACCGUUUGGCAAGUGGAGUAUGAGAUUUACGAUGGCUGGAUUCACUCCGUGCCCGUUAAGUCCCUCAGUGGGCGAGGCCAUGAGGCACAUGUUGCAGGAAUAUAGCCCGAAUUUCGGGAUUGCACAAGGCCAUGGCGCAUUGUAUCUUGGAUGGAAGAACCGCGCUUUGGCAUCUUCCUCAGCCUGGAGAUGAUACACUCCCCCGACGCUUUUCAACUCUCUGUAAAUUUUGCAUACCCGACCGAUCUUUAACCUUUUCGCCUUUGCCUUGGUAUGAUUAGAACAGAGUUCUUCUCUGAACUAUUAGGCUUCAUAUAGAAUGUGCACUUUGCUAAUGUGUUCUUGUCUGUCAAUACCUCAGAACAAUCUUAACAUGAUUACCAGAUACAAUUAUGUUCCAGUUUUUUACUCUCUUGUUGAGUUUACAUAAACUGAAUUUUUGUGGGAA
This is a messenger RNA of Ipomoea nil (Japanese morning glory), 2146 nucleotides long. RefSeq names its product scarecrow-like protein 13. The coding region runs from base 275 to 1891 and encodes 538 amino acids. The record is from RefSeq and is a predicted model, not a curated record. The transcript has 2 exons. NCBI's taxonomy places the organism in Eukaryota, Viridiplantae, Streptophyta, Magnoliopsida, Solanales, Convolvulaceae. Gene Ontology annotation, biological process: regulation of DNA-templated transcription. Gene Ontology annotation, molecular function: sequence-specific DNA binding; DNA-binding transcription factor activity. Gene Ontology annotation, cellular component: nucleus.